Molecule: messenger RNA, 1513 nt
Organism: Sinocyclocheilus rhinocerous
Lineage: Eukaryota; Metazoa; Chordata; Actinopteri; Cypriniformes; Cyprinidae
Product: cyclin-G1-like
Exons: 6
Coding region: 175-1074 (299 amino acids)
Source: RefSeq, a predicted model, not a curated record
GGAAGCAGCCUGCGCGUCACUGCCUGACGCCAAGGGUUGGGGUGUGCAGGGCGCAGAAGUUAUAUUGCUUUAAACUUACAUACUUGGAACUUUCUUUUUUUAGUAACUUUUAUUUCAUAAACUCACAGCUUCAUAUUUUUUGUUUUUAAUCCAGAUCGUCAAAUCUACGAAAAGAUGAUUGAUCAGGUGACCGGAGUGGGGGCUUUGCCCUUUACCGUCCAGCUCAAAGCCCUUCUGGAUCAAGAAGCCAGGUAUCAGCCCAAACUCUGUGGACUGCGAGUCAUCGAGUCCGCUCAGGAUAACGGUCUGAGAAUGACGGUCAAGCUGAGAGACUUCCAAGUCCGAGACCUUCUCUCCUUGACGCGGUUCUUCGGCUUCAGUUCGGAGACGUUCUCCCUCGCGGUGAAUCUUCUAGAUCGGUUCCUGGCUGUGAUGAAGAUUCAGCCCAAGCAUCUGUCCUGUGUGGCUCUCUGCUGCUUCUACAUCGCCGUGAAGACGUCCGAAGAGGAGAAGAGCGUUCCUUUGGCCAGUGACCUCCUCCGGAUCAGCCAGAACCGCUUUACGGUCCACGACAUGAUGAGGAUGGAGAAGAUCAUUCUGGAGAAGCUCUACUGGAAGGUCAAGGCUCCGACCGCCCUUCACUUCCUCAGAUUCUUUCACGCUCGCAUUCAAGAGCAGCUGGAUGCAGAAAGUAAGCGGACUCUGAACAUCGAGAGGCUGGAGGCUCAGUUGAAGGCUUGCCAUUGCUCCUUUACUUUCACUAAAAUCAAGCCGUCGCUGCUGGCUUUGGCUCUUCUGGCUCUGGAGAUCGAAGAUCAGCACGAGUGUGAGCCGGUUCCUGCUCUCAGAGAAGCUCUGGAUGCUCUACAGCAGAGUUUGACUGUUAAAGCUGGAGACCUGGUUUGCGUGAGGGAGCUGGUGGCUAAAUGCCUGGCUGAAUACGCCUCCACCAAGUGCCUGAAGCCAAACGGCCAGAGACUGCGAUGGAUGAUUUCGGGUCGAACCGCCAGACAGCUGAAGCACAGCUACUACAAGAUCGCCCAUCUACCCACGAUCCCCGAAUACGCUUGUUAAGACCGUUAGUGUCGAGCGCCCAUAACAAAAACCUGCUAAAUGCAGUCGUGUGAAUGCUUUAAAACUUCUAAUCUGUGUUAUGGGCACCCAACACUAAUUUCUCUACUUCUCCUUUCCUCAGUCUUUGUUCUCUUUGACACCUGCCGUGAUUGUAUUUAUUUCACGUCUUGAUUGCUAGUCAAGGGUGAGUUUGAGCAAGUAAGGCUUGCACGUGUACAGUAUGUUCAUCUGAAUCGGCGCGGGACGCGCCGGUUGUUUGAAGCAAUGAAGUAUAGAGCCGCCUAGGUCCUCAGUCCACCAUGUGGAAGAGGAGGGAGAAGGGUUUUGAGAUUCAAGACAACAACAGAACCAAGAGAUCAGGCCCAAAACCCUUCACUCCCACCCUAGGCUGUCAGCUGUCGUAAUGCACACUCCUACCCAAGGUGACGAAACAAGAUUU